AUGGAUAGGUACCAGAAGGUGGAGAAGCCUAAGCCCGAGUCUCCAAUCAACGAGAAUGAGAUCCGAAUCACAACCCAGGGCGCUAUUCGCACCUACAUCACCUCAGCUCCUUUAAUGUUCGAUUACCUUUCUGUGUGGGGGUUGGAUUGGCAAGAAAAUGUUUUAUGUGGGUUGAGUAUUGAGAUUGUCUCCUUAGUUUCUGGAUUCAAAGCUAAAGCACCAGUAACAUGUGGAGUUCAAAGCAAUGAGAAUAGACUUUUCUGA
Messenger RNA from Sphenostylis stenocarpa, 264 nucleotides. The record is from the annotation of a GenBank genome assembly. Lineage: Eukaryota; Viridiplantae; Streptophyta; Magnoliopsida; Fabales; Fabaceae.